AUGGGAGGGACGGCUCGGCACAGCCCGGACGAUUGCUGCUUUCUGCACGCAGAAGCAGCCAAGCCGAGGAAGAAGAGCUGCCCCAGGUACCAGCUCUGUGGACUGCUCUUCAGCCUGCUGCUCCUUUCUCUUAUUCUGAUAUUUUUUGGUGUCAAAUACCUCUGGAACCCAGCACCCAGAAAAGUUUAUGACAUGGAACACACGUUCUUCAGCAAUGGUGAGAAGAAGAAGAUUGUGAUGGAGAUUGACCCUCUGGCCAGGACAGAGACCUUCAGCAGUGGGAAUGGCAGUGAGGAGAUCCUGGAGAUCCAUGACUUCAAAAACGGAAUAACCGGCAUCUUCUUUGUGGGACUUCAAAAAUGUUUCAUCAAAACUCAGACUAAAGUCCUGCCCGAGACAACAGAGGCCAAGAUCCCUGAGCUUGAGGGACAAGAGAUCACCACCACCUACUUUGAGCAGUCUGUGGUCUGGGUGCCUGGGGAAAAGCCCAUUCAGAACAAGGAAUUCCUGAAGAGCUCCAAAAUUUUUGAUAUCUGCAAAAAUGUGACCAUCUUCUGGAUCCACCCCACGCCAAUAGCAGCUCCUGAGCUGGCCAACCUUGAAGGGGCAGUAGAAGAAGAAGACCCUGGGCUGCUGAUAGACAACCAGAGCUGGUUGGACGGCGGGAGUGAACAGGAGCUGGAGAAGGACCCACAGGGGGGACCCAAGCGUCGGGCACGGCAGCUCACCGAGGAGGACCUGCCCGUCAAUGACUACUCGGAGAACGGGCUGGAGUUCCACCCUCUGUGGGAUGAGCGAGGUUACUGCUGUGCCCAGUGCCGCCGUGCCAACCGCUACUGCCGGCGCGUCUGCGAGCCCCUGCUGGGCUACUACCCCUACCCCUACUGCUACCAGGGCGGCAGGGUCAUCUGCCGCAUCAUCAUGCCCUGCAACUGGUGGAUCGCGAGGAUGCUGGGCAGGGUGUAG
Messenger RNA from Sturnus vulgaris (Common starling), 966 nucleotides. It is a transcript of the gene TNMD, whose product is annotated as tenomodulin. Gene Ontology annotation, biological process: negative regulation of angiogenesis; negative regulation of endothelial cell proliferation. The record is from RefSeq and is a predicted model, not a curated record. Lineage: Eukaryota; Metazoa; Chordata; Aves; Passeriformes; Sturnidae.